Messenger RNA from Plasmodium coatneyi, 558 nucleotides. RefSeq lists its product as uncharacterized. The coding region runs from base 1 to 558 and encodes 185 amino acids. Lineage: Eukaryota; Apicomplexa; Aconoidasida; Haemosporida; Plasmodiidae. The transcript is spliced from 2 exons. The record is from RefSeq and is a predicted model, not a curated record.
AUGGCAAAACAUGUUACGUUUUUAUAUCUACACAAAUGUAGAGAGAAAAAAAAAAACAAAAAAUAUAUUUACAUGAAUUUUGUCACCAAGGGGGGAAAAAACAAAUCCCUCUCUUUACACAAUUUGCCGCAUCACAAGCGAAGCCAAAAAACAAUAGCCAUCAUUCCCCCCAUUUAUAAAUACAUUGUCCAGGAUAGCCUUGUUAUGGAAAAUUUGGGCCUCUCCAAAAAAAACAAACUCAAUAAAACGGCAGAAAAAGACAUCCUCCAGAAGCAGCAGAAGCGCCUUCCCUACAUCUACUACCUAAUUCGAACCUCCAUUCACGACUCGCCCUAUCUGAAUUUCUUUCUGUUUUUUUUUGUGAUAUCCCUGUUCUCCUCCUUGUUGACCAUCACGAAUAUAGUGGAUGUCCCCCUUUUGUCGCAAAACUUGCAAGAAACGCAGGGGAAAAUAUCCCCAUGCAGGGAGGGAAACCCGCACCAAAUUCUGCACACGGUUUCCAUUUUGAAACACAACCAAAGUGGAAUAUAUAAGAAGCUUUCACAAAGCAAUGUGUGA